AUGAAAGAACCGGUGCUCCCUUGCCUGAAGCGUGGCCUUCGAGGUGGCGGCGCAGAUGGCCGAAUGGUGGCAGAACUGGAGGGCGCCACAGACCUGGUGGAUUUGACUGGAAGGGUGAAGGAGGUGUUUGGGCGCUACCGGGCAGAUGAUAGACGUAGCUUUCUGACGAGGCCAGAGAUGCAAAGAAUGCUGAACGACCUGAUGCCAAAUACAAGCUACAAGCUCUUAGACAAGCUGUUGAAGGAGAUCGAUGGCGACGGCGCAGACGGCAAGUUUACCACCCCUGAGUUCGUGGAUUGGCUGGUUGGAAAGGCGGGGCUUUCAAGACAAGCCCAGCGGGUUGUACUCCGAGCGAUUGUCGAAGCCACCGGCGAUUCCUUGGGAGCGAGGGUCAUGGAGAUGUUCGAUCGGUACGACCUGGAUGGCAGUUGCUUCUUAGAGAGGCACGAGCUGAUGAAGGUGCUGCGGGUUUUGGAUUCUGAGAUCACCACUGCGGAGAUCCAGAGAGUCUUGGAAGAGCUCGACACCAGUGGCGACGGAAGGGUGUCCUACAAGGAAUUCCUCGCCUGGCUCCACAUCGGCGGUUCGCUGGCCCGAAAGCUCUCGAGCAAGCUGAAGCAGGUUACAGGUCCUGUGAGAGAGAAGAGGGUCAAAGACGCUUUCAACUUGUACGACGUCAGUGGAGAUGGGUUCCUGGACAUCUCUGAGCUGCGGAAUGCCAUGGGCAAGAUGUUCCUCUUCAACCAGGAAGAGGUGAACAAGAUCUGUGCAGACCUGGACACCAGUAAUGACGGCGUAAUCUCAUACAAGGAGUUUUCAAUCUGGAUGCGGAAGGGGUCCACUUCCAAGGAGGUACUCAAAGGAAAGACCAUCCUGGCUCCGAUCGACAGUGAUGGCUUGGAUGCGGUGUUCUAUGUCUUCUGUGGACCUGGAAAAACCGAAAUGGAGAUGAAGGAUUUCGUAAAGUUCUGCAAAAACUGCAAGUUUGUUGACUCGACGUUGCCUCCAGCUGUGGCAGAGCUGGUCUUCAACGACCACCGGGUGAAGCCGCAUGGGCGACGCACCAUCGACUUCUUCGAGUUCGCGGUUGCCUUGGAGCUGCUGGCCGAGCGCAGGAACGCCAAGGUCAGCGAUCUGCACACGGUGGCCUUGCUGACUGGGGGGCCACAAGCGCAACUCAAGGGAGCGGUCGUGGAAACAGCGGCAAACAAAGGUCCGGUGCGCAAGCAGCAUGCUUCGAAAGGGGUCGCAAAGAAGAUGAAACCUAUCUUGGAUGACAAGGAAGGUUGGAAGCGUGACGUGGAGAAUUCCGAGCUUUGGAAGAAAUUUGGCAUCGGGACCUCUGCCGGCCGGUGCCUCCGUCAGAUCUAUUGCCCGUCGGAGGUGUCACAGCCCACACCGCCGUGCACCGGCCUGCCCCAUGUGCGGCGAAGCCCUGCCCACCUUCAGAAGUUCGCAGGACUUGCAGCCGGCACUUGCCUGUGA
Symbiodinium necroappetens is the source of this 1485-nucleotide messenger RNA. NCBI's taxonomy places the organism in Eukaryota, Dinophyceae, Suessiales, Symbiodiniaceae. The record is from the annotation of a GenBank genome assembly.